This is a messenger RNA of Orussus abietinus, 8443 nucleotides long. RefSeq names its product transcription factor SOX-13 (gene Sox102F). Gene Ontology annotation, molecular function: RNA polymerase II cis-regulatory region sequence-specific DNA binding; DNA-binding transcription factor activity, RNA polymerase II-specific. Bases 279 to 2795 code for a protein of 838 amino acids. The record is from RefSeq and is a predicted model, not a curated record. Gene Ontology annotation, biological process: cell fate commitment; regulation of transcription by RNA polymerase II. The transcript is spliced from 9 exons. Gene Ontology annotation, cellular component: nucleus. NCBI's taxonomy places the organism in Eukaryota, Metazoa, Arthropoda, Insecta, Hymenoptera, Orussidae.
GUGUUUAUCCUCUCUCUAUUGUACCGGGCCCGCUCCGUCGCUCGCUCUCUCUCGCUCUCGUAUCUCGACCGCGCCAGCCGUCCCUGUCGACGCGGAGACGAUGGACCGGGCUCCUCUGCCGGGCCCGACGACGCGCCCGGCCUGUUAGCGCGACCAGGGGCCGCAGGUGCCGCAGGGCACAGUGACCGGUGUGGGGGCGGAGGGGACGGGUUCAGUGCCGCCGGACCGCAGGGAGACCGUUCACCUGGCCCGCACCUUUACAAGGCCGCCAGGAUGAUAUGAGCACGGCUGGCAGACUAAGGAUGUCCUCUAAGAGGAAGUCGCCACCAACGAAGUUAUCGGAGGGCGGCGGGGGCACGGGGGCGGUGGCGGGGGCGGAGGAGGAGGAGGACACCAGCUCGUCGGUGGCGGCGGGCGCGCGCGGGGAGUCGCCCCCGGAAGAGGGAGGCCCCGGGGACCUGGAGGAGUGUUACUUCCUGCGGAGGCCGACGGACUGCGAGUCCUCGGGGUGCUCCUCCCCCGGGACGGCGAGCGAGCCCGACCCCCGGGCCACCCCCUCGCCCUCGCCGGGGUCGCGGCGGGCCACCAAGCGGCAGCGGGGACCCUUCCCCGGCCAGGGGGCCCAGGGGGUCCAGGAGUCGGCCCUGACCUACCACCACCCGCAGGCGCACCACCACCCCCAGCACCCCCACCCUCACCACCACCCGGGCGCCGCCGCCCCCGAGUCGGCCGGCGCCGAAGAGCGCGCCUCGCCCUCAACCCAGCUCCUCCUCGACCCCUACUACCCCCACCACCCCCUGCACCCCCACCACGCUCACCACCACCACCACAACAACAACAACUCGGUCACCCAGAACAACAACAACAACCAGCAGACCGCCGCCACCGGCACCAAGAGGUCCAUGGACGACGUCCUCAAGAGGCUCACCUGCAAGAUGAACAGCAGCUCCCCCUCGCUCCAGGACGACCGGAGGACACCACCCCCGCCCGCCUCCACCCCCAGCGAGCACAACGCGCAUAGCGGCGGCAGCAUCAUAGCGAACAGCGGUGCGUCCUCUCCCCCGAGCGGCGGGCGACUGCAGGGCUCGGAGGGCCAGCAGGACGGCGUGGUGGCGCUCCACCGGGUGCUCUGCGCGGAGAGCUUCGUCGAGAAGGAGCGCAGGCUCUCGGAGUUGAUCCUGCAGUUGCAGCUGCUUAGGGAACAACUAUUGCAGCAGCAGGACCAGUCCAAGACCUACCCUGGUCACUUGACCGCCGACCUGCAGAAGCAGAUCGACAUGCAGCUGCUGCAGACGGAACACCUGAAGCGGCAGCAGGAGCACAUCAUGCAGCACAACAUCCAGGAACUGCAAGCUCAGAUCUCGAAGGGGAAGUCCUGCGGGCCGAGGCCUCAGUCCCUGAUGUUCCUCCCGUUCCUGGAACAACUUAGGGGCCUUCCGGUUCCGGCGCAGAUGCCCCCACCCACGUCGACGGCGACCACUGGCAACAAGCACAUCAACUCCAUCGUCAAUAUGAUGAGCGGCCAUCAGGAAGGUCCGAGCUGGGCAACGGCCCACCUAGCGCAGAUGAGCACGCAGAUGGAGAAGGAGUCCUCGCCGACGCCGGCGUCGUCGGCAGUGGCGCCCGCCGCGGCGCCGCUCCCGGACCCGGACGCGCCGCUCAACCUGACCAAGCCCAAGUCCUCGUCCUCGGGGGCGCCGACCUCCUCCUCGCCCGGGAGCGACUCGCACUCGACGGGGGCGGGGAGCAGCGGCCACCAGGAACAACCCUUAGCGGCGACCGCGCCGAAGCUCUUCCCUCCGGGACUACCCCUCGCGCGGAAUUACCUGCCGAGUCUGCCCUACGCGGGACUUCCGCCACACCUCACCACCCUCUCUUCGCCGAUGAGCAAAGCGAUGGCCAAGGAGGAGGGCGGGCCCGGGGGAUCCGCAGCUGCGGCUGCAGUUGCAGCUGUGGAGAAGCACUUCGUCAUGCACGGGAUCUACGGGCUACCCCCGACGGCCGGGGCGAUGCCACCCUCCCCGCAGACCCAGAGGUCCAUAAAGCACUCCGGAUCCCGGGAUGAGCCCCAGCAGGAGGAACAGGACUUUAUGUCGACGCAGCACAUGUGGAGGGACUCGGGGUACAAGAUCCCGGAGGACAUCACGGAGAAAGCGAAAAUGGUGCGGCAACAGAAGCGAGACGGCGAGAACAAGCCACAUAUCAAGCGGCCGAUGAACGCUUUCAUGGUGUGGGCCAAGGACGAGCGGAGGAAGAUCCUGAAGGCCUGCCCGGACAUGCACAACUCGAACAUAUCGAAGAUACUCGGUGCGCGCUGGAAGGGGAUGACGAACGCGGAGAAGCAGCCCUACUACGAGGAGCAGUCUCGGCUGUCGAAGCUGCACAUGGAGAAGCACCCGGACUACAGGUACAGGCCGCGGCCGAAGCGCACCUGCAUCGUGGACGGGAAGAAGAUGCGGAUCUCCGAGUACAAGUCGCUGAUGAGGCAGCGCCGCCAGGAGUUGCGGCAGCUAUGGGGCCGAGAAGGGGGUCCGGAGAUGGGGUUCCUGUCGCCGGUGGGGGCGGACAUGUCGCAGCACCCGGGGGGAGCGGGCCCCUCGGCGAGGCCGUCGGUGUCGCCGCCGGCGAGCAUGCUGAACGGCGCCGGACCCAGCCAGGACCAUCCGUCCUUCUCGGCCAUGCCGUACUACUCGCCGGACAGCCUCUCGCCCCCGGACCUGAUCACCUUCUCCCCGGACAACUCCGGGUCCAUGGGCGGGUUCGACACGAGUCCCCGCCACCACGACGAGGAUUGAACCGCGGCUCCGGGUACCCCAUUGUGGCCGCCCGGAGCAUCCAGACUUGCCCACGAAUUAUUCUGGUAACCAAAGUUAGCCCUGCGGCCGACCGCCGGUCCCGCCCGGCCAGGGGGAGGACGGACCCCCCGGGGGCCCGCCGGGCCACCCCCCGGGGACUAGGGCGGACGACCCCCAAGCAACCCGUUCCCCGGGUGCACGACUUCUCACCUGCUCAACCGCGCUGCUCUCGCUAUGAGGCGAGGGGCCUCUGCGGACGCCUCGCCUGGCCCCGGGGAGGAACGGGGCCCGAUACAAUAAUCAAAAUGCUACCAAUCGAAACUCGCGUGUGAUAUAGGGCCGGGGCCCGACUUGGGGCCUCUUCGGGGUUCUUGGGACGGGUCCUAGAUCCUCCGAGUGAGGCCCAUACGGACUAUGCGUGCCUCGUGAUUCGGGGUUUGUGGGCCGAAAAUGGUCCGUAUAGGUCGACUGGUGCGCGAUUCCUCGCUCGUAAAUUAACCGUGUAGGUUGAUCGCUGCAGGUGUGGGUGGUGUUUCGCCGUCUCGGUGGAGAACUUGUCGCACUCGAAGAGAUCCUUGUACCGCGCGAGGAGAGACGCUUAGACGCGUCCGUCACACGCUCGUCGUCCAAUCUGGUAUAAUUAGUGCUAUUCAUCGAUGCGACAAACUUGUACUUGAGGUGGGGCACCACGAAUCGAGAAGCACGGACCACGCAUUGUGCGUGAGGCCGGUUUGUCGCAUCAACGAGUGUGUACGAAUUGGCGGCCUUAAAGGCCCCUACAGGCUGUGCGUAGUUCGUUACUCGAGUCUCGUGGCGAUAGUGUAGAACGAUGUAUCUCGUCUUCUCGGCGGAUAAACAUGACUCAAAGAGGUCUUACCGCUCCAAGACAAGACUCCCGAUGUGGAGUACCAGUUCGUCGCAUCGAGGAGUCCCCACUAUCCGCGCAUAGUGCCGAUUUACGCACAAAUCCUCGCCGCGAAUGGGCCCCCUCCCGUGGUCCCGAAGGUAACGUCUCGUAACCUUGGGUCCUGUGUCGAACCGGAGCCAGACUUUUGGAGACCUUGACAAAAUCGACCAGUCGACUGGCGUCGGUACCUCGGCCCCGAAGAGCGCUUAUCAACGAAUCUUCGUGGGGGGUCCCUUUGCAAGGGACGCGACCCAGUGCACUCCGAGACGCGUAGACCGAGCCGCGGUGCGUAGGGGGUCGUAGGAGGAAAGUGUAAGGCAAAGGAGAAGCCCACCUCGCACAACGAGAGAGAGAGACGUACGUAUGUAAAAUCUUAAACCUAAUUUCCGUAAGACUGCCGAAAGAGAGAGACAGUACCCGCGCGCCGACUGGGACACGUUAGGAAAGUUUCCCCCGUGGCCGCGUCUUUUGGGCCGCAUCUAGGACGGUAGGGCCCUUGGGCCCGGUCGGGACGUGUGGACGGGAUGCAGAUUGUCAAUCGCUAAACGAUGGGAACUAUGGAAACGAUUAAAAAGACACGCCGCGGCGAGGGAGGAGGGAAACGUCUCUGGGGUCGCUUCUCCUCCCCCAUCUUGCUGACCGUUUCCGAAGCUUGCCGGACACUUUGGGCCCUAUUUACGGCGACGGGGUCCGCUCUUCAGGACGCCGGGUCUUGUUCCUAUUUCCUUCUAGUGUGUCUACGUGCCGCGGAUACUCCAGACCCAAUUGGCGAGUUUCCCGGGCGAAGGGCGCGAGUCGGUCCCGGCAUUUUGGGCCUUACGCGUCAGGCCCACGGAGACCCGACGAAAGAAGGUGGGGGGAGGAUUUGCGGAAACCGCGCCAAUUUGUGGGAAUCGCCAUAAUUCGCGAUAACAAGAGGAGGGCAUAACUCUCCCCUUCGACCGGGGUUUACGACUCCAUAUUAAACGUAAACACUUAGUACUUAUAGUAUUUUCAUCGUUAAUUUAUUGACCCUAAUAUUAAUGGAGGGAUGAACGGGAUCACGCCUUUUGGGAAACGGGGAGGGAAAAUUGUGCGUCGAGGGUCUGUACUCGUGCAGGCGGUUUUUUCCUUUUUUUUUCUUUUUUUUUUUAUCUUUUUAUAAUGGCGACUCCAUGAAAUUCUUUGACCAAAAGAACGAUAUAUCACGCGACGAGAAAUCAUGAGUUUCCUUGAAAUUGGGUAUUAAUUAACGCGCUUUAAAUCGCAUUCGGGAUAUGCAACUAUAAAGAUAGCCGAGAGAGUAAAUUUGGAAUUAGGGAGAGAGAGAGAGAGAAAUGCAAAGCGUUUGCAGGAAUUCACGGUAAACCGUCGAUAACGUUGACAUUCUCGCUAACCAGUGAUACACAAUUUCCUGGCGACACUUUCUGCCCCGGCAUUUCCUGUCGGGAGCCAUUAUGGAAAAGGGAGAAAAGUGUAAAAAAGGAACGCCCACCAUCCGCGGGGAGGAAAAAGAAAAAAAAGCGGCGAAAAACGGAGAGCAAGAGGAGGGGAGAAAGAGCGCCGAGUUAUAGCGAAGCUGUUACAUAUAUAUAUAUAUAUAUAUAUAUAUAAAAAAUAUACAUCGUAAGGACGACGAGCGAAUUAGUGUUAUUUAUUAAUCGAUACGUAGACUAACGGUGAAAUGAUUACGUAACGUUAUAUCGUUUUAGCAGGAGCACCGCGUUACCGUGUCCCCUUAAUUUCCGCGUCUCCCCCCAUAAAUAUCUGUUUUCUUUUUCUCUCCUUUUUUUCUUCUUUCCCCCGUCGUUUUGUUUUCAAUUAAACACCUUUUUCAUCGUUUUCGCGCCGCCGAGUCGAGACUCGGGAAAAACGGUCGGAUCGACGGCGAUGUUCCCAUCCUGGGAUAUAUGACAUUAUUAUAUAAUUAUUAAGCAUAUAACGGGACCGCCAUGGAACAAUGCGCUGCACUGAGAAAGGCAAAAUCCAUCGGACGAGAGAGAGAGGGAGAGAUAUAUCCUAAAUUCGAGGAAUAGUCAUAUGACUCAAUAAAUUGGAUGCUUCCUUGGGAUUGUGACAAUUAGCUUGAAUUUCUUCCAGUGAGUGUUCUUCUAAUAAUUAGUCGUCGGAUUAACGAGAAGUCUCUUUGGUACUGCUUCUUCGGUAAAAUGAAUUCUCUCGUAUUUAUUUCUCAGUGUACGUAAUUAUAUAAUAUACGCAUAUAGACGGGUAAAUCACAGUAAAGAGGAGGACGGGGACGGUCGUCGGGCAACGCGAGGAUAUCGGGCAAUCAGCAGGGAGGAGCUUGAUGUGAUAUAAUACUUAUGUGCCAAAUAGCGCUUUCGAGGGCGAGAGGACUAACCGGGGAGCCUCUAGCUCCGAUAAUCGCCUGUAUAAUCGUCGGCUCGACAUAAUCCCGGGGCCCGACUUAACAUUAAACGUCUACAUUGAUUUCCGCGGCCCCUUCGUUAUUUAGAAUCAGUGCAAUUAUGAUACAAGGUACCUAAUAUAAUUUUAUAAAGAAACGGGAGGGAGAAAAUGGCAAGGGCGAACGAAAGAGAGAAAAAGUGCGUGCGAAAGAGAGACAGAGUGGCAGAACCGUCGGGCGCGUGCGCAGCGCGGUCUAGGCUAGCUUAAUGUUGACAUAAUAUUUAUUUAAUGUAUAUAAUGGAUUUGUACAAUGCAUCGGGCCGCGUCCGCCGAAUGGCGGGCCGUAGCACCGCGUAUAUACAUAUAUACAUAUUAUAUAUUAUUAUAAUUAAUGUACAGUGUAACUAUAUUAAUUGUGAUGUACCUACAUAGUCGCGUAUGUAAUUACACUCAAUUGCAUAUAUAUAUAUAUAUUUGAAUUUAUAUAUAUAUAUGCAUAGGCCGAUAACGUUAACUGUAAACGAUACUAUUGCCACUAUCGCUAUUGCCGCUACUACUAAUUACUCUAUUACACCGCUAUUUACCAUCGUCAACCCUGUCUCUUCCGUUACUCGCUACUCUAACGACACCUCGGCUGCUAUUUGUUAUGUUAUUUAAGUAGUUAGGCUUAAAUAGUGGUAUACGGUUUAUGCGACCACUCCGGCAGGCUGAGACGAUCGUCUGCCGAUCUAAUACUCAAUCGGAUCUUCGCAUCUCUAGGUCACUCGCAUUUCUCAUCCGCGUUUUACACGUCCCCCGGAAUCCUUCGGUCGGUCUUCCUGAAGUCUCCUUCCUCGUUGUUUAAUGAUCCUCCUUGCCGGCGCGCUGGAUCUCCUGAUAGUGAAAUUAAUAGUCCCACUUGAGAAAAAAAGAAAUGUGAAAAAAUAAGGGGGAGAGUAGUAGGAGGAUAGAGGGAAAGUAAAGGAGAAGGAACAUCUUGGAAAUCGCUCUCCUCCGCUUCUUGGAUGGAGGGUUCUCUAUCAUUGGCAAAUGAUCUUUCCCACGACGGUUAACGUUUUUGCCAAUGUUCCCUUAAAUGGCCCCGAUGGCGCGAUCGCCCCGGUGAAUUGUUUAAUAAAUUAAUUAUUAAGUAACUACCUAUGUCGUUGGUUACCUGCACAGGCUGGGAUUGGCAAUCGGGAUAAUCGUUUCCUUUCUCCCGGUGGAUUCCAAUUUAAUUAUCCUCCUACUGCCUCGAGAUUGAUUGGCUAAUUAAGGAUUUUUCGGGCCGCUGGCGAACGCGCCUUCGGGGAUGUUUAUAUCGACCCUUUUGUCGAAGUCGCGACUGGUUCUUUUCCACACUUCCGGUGGUCCCUCCCUUGCGAGCUUCCGGUCUCUCUCUGUCUUUCCCUUAGAGCGGCGGAAUCCUUCUCGGACAAGUAGGAAUAGUAAAUUAUAAAAUCAAAUUACACUAAUAAUAUUAACGAUAAUACCUUACGUAAUGAAAACUAACCAUCCAGUCUCGAUAUUCCAAGCACUCGCGAUUCAUUUACGUGUACGUUGUUGUUAAUGGUAAAAAGAAAAAAAAGGAAACGAACGAUAACGAGGUAUAGGUGUAAGGAAGUAAUUGCGCUCCACCUAAAUGAAAAUCCAUACGUUUAGCUUCGUAGAGGCGACAAGUUAGCUAGGUGAUAACGUCCUGUAUAUGUACCGAGGCGACCGUGUAAAUAGAUACGCAAUUCCGCGAGCCGUCGACAUUAUUCCCUAAUCGUGGCCCUGGCCUGACAUUAUCUAGUUAAACACGCGUUUGCGAGUAAUUAAUAGUUAGACACGGGGCGAAAAGGGGAAGAAGAAGAAGAAAAGGAGGAAUCCAAACCGCGCUAAAUUGCACAGUCGGCGAAAUCUCGGUUAUCUUUCACGGCACCGCAAGGCUGACUUUCUCCGUGGGCCUUGCCACGUGACAAAUGAACUUGACAUUACUCAUUAAAGGGGUUCAGAAUACGAGACUCGUUGUCUAGUUACGACGAGCCAGGCUAAAUAUCGCAGAUAAUGACUAGGUCAGAGUUUCUUAAGGGGUCGUGAAAGUGGUCGAGGGGUCGGUCGUUCAUGAAACCUUUCUCCAAAGUGGGUGUACCGAAUCGUUUCAAACAUUACACAGUGAUUACAGAGACCAUAAGGAAAGUCCCGACACCCAUGGAAUUGAAGCGUCUUAACUUAAAUCUAUAAACAAAUUUAAAAGAAAAUAUUCUCUGGGGAAGAGUUUCAUUAACGAGGCCACUUCGACGUAACUUUGACAUCGCCUUAAUAUAGCGUAACAUCAUACGUAGCUAAAUGAGGGAACGCAAUUAAAUGGUAUAAAUGAACUCGGAAUGGAAAAGUCACCGCUAGGAAGGGAUGAGCGCGUUGUUGGGCU